GGGAGCGGCCGAUGGGGAGGAGCGCGCGGCCCUUUAAGGAGCGGCCGGAGGGGGGCGGCGGCCAGAGCGUCGAGGGGGCAGGUGGCGGCUGGUCGUCAUGUCGCUGCAGGCUGAUUUUGAUAAGGCCGCAGCAGAGGUGAGGAAGCUGAAGUCAAGACCAGAGGACGAAGAACUGAAAGAACUCUACGGGCUCUACAAACAGGCUGUCGUGGGGGACGUGAACAUCGCGUGUCCAGCAGUGCUAGAUUUAAAAGGAAAGGCCAAGUGGGAAGCCUGGAACCUCAAAAAAGGGCUGUCAAAGGAAGAUGCCAUGCGUGCCUAUAUUUCUAAAGCAAAAGAGCUGAUGGAAAAGUAUGGAAUUCAGAAUUCAUCAGCGGAGGGUCUGCCUUCAAAGCCUUCAUAACGGUAUCACGAGCUAACACUGAGGGGGCAGGGGCCCUGCUGACUCCGGGUCGUGGACAUGUUCGCCGUCAGCAUGAAUUACUACACUUACGAGUGUGCUGAAAUCACAUAGUUGGCUAAAUUUUACUUUCUUC
Chinchilla lanigera (long-tailed chinchilla) is the source of this 536-nucleotide messenger RNA. RefSeq names its product acyl-CoA binding domain containing 7 (gene Acbd7). Gene Ontology annotation, molecular function: fatty-acyl-CoA binding. Bases 98 to 403 code for a protein of 101 amino acids. The transcript has 4 exons. The record is from RefSeq and is a predicted model, not a curated record. NCBI's taxonomy places the organism in Eukaryota, Metazoa, Chordata, Mammalia, Rodentia, Chinchillidae. Gene Ontology annotation, biological process: fatty acid metabolic process.